Molecule: messenger RNA, 3981 nt
Organism: Symbiodinium sp. CCMP2592
Lineage: Eukaryota; Dinophyceae; Suessiales; Symbiodiniaceae
Source: the annotation of a GenBank genome assembly
AUGGUCGAGAAGAGCGUCCGCCGCCUUAUCGAGCUGCGGAAGCACACUCGUAUCAGAGGCCUGACGGUUCUCUUGGGAGAUGACAACGGCCGCUUUUACAACCUGCCCUACGAGUAUGAUGAAGAAAUGGGCAAGUACGCCCGGCAGAUGCAGAGUGAAGGCGUGUGCGUCGUUGAUCCAUCAAGCCUCCUGAUGAGGACCACGCGUCCCGACGGGUUCCACAUCGAGGUCACAGACCCGAAUGUGACUGCUUCGUUGCAGUGGUGGCAUGCGCUCAUCAGAGCCAUCUCCACCGACCGAAUCAUCACUCGCCGGAAGGCUGAGUUCGUUGCCAAUCAGAGAAGUAUUGUGUUUCGCAAUCACUUCGAGCUUGGGAAGGCCGAGAAAACGCUCACGGUGCCGCCUGCAAGUCAGCGCAUCCUCGAGCCGUUGGACCAUGCACCCGAGCUCCCGGCGGAAGCCAGGGAAGAGGAUGAGCAGAUCGUUCUCGACCACCCUCUUCUGAUGAUGAUGCCUGAGCCGGUGGAUGAUCUUGAGCUCAAGCCGGAAGGCUCUGAAGAGGUGACACAGGUUGAACAUGUACUGUUUAGCCGUGAUGUCGGGUCAGAGCUGCCUCUCGACCUUGUCGCCGUCGACCCUGAGGCGCAAGAGGACUUUGCCUUUAUGGUUGCACGAGAUGUCAUCAAUACCACCAAUGUGCUUAUCCCAGAUGACGAUGCCAUUGAGAGGGAAGUCAAUGACGGCAUCCCCACGGUGUGGGACGAAACCCCAGAGGUUCCGGCAUCGGAAGAUGACCGCAGUCUUCCCAAAGGCACAGUCGGGUACUCGCAGGCACUUCGCCGAAUCGGAUCGACGCCCAAGUCGAAACCCGAUCCUGCCAAGCACAGGAGAAUCUCGGAGCCAGCCGAGACCGACGAUGAAGAGGAUGUCGUGAUGGACCUGGAUCCUGACGACACUGCUCAGCCGUCGGAAGACGCUGCUGGUGAUUUCGAGCCGUUCUUCGAAUGGUGGGGCUAUGAGGACAUCCCCGAUUUUGCCCCGAGCCAUCGCUACAUGACGGAUGGCAAGCGGCGAGCAUUGAGCAAUGCCAUGAGCUUUUUCCUUCGUGGUUUCGCGAAUAGUGCAGAGUCACAGGCACAACGGCGGCCACCGCCCAUGAUGACCUUCGACCCCGCAACGCGGGAGGUCGAAUGGGACCACUUCAAAGAGCAAUUGGGCAAGCAGUGGCGCGGUCUCCGGUCGGAAGACGUCAUGGAAGUCGUGAAGUACGGUAACCGCGACAAAGAUGACAGUGGACGCUUUGAGUUGCGCGUCCUCCACUUCAUCGACCACACUGAGAUUCAUGGAAUCCGUGCAUUCCAGGGGCACUGCCGCGAUCUCAUCUCUGACGAGACUGAUCUUGUGGAUAUGCACAGUGACAGCUAUGCUUUGUGCGACGACUACCGUCCCACCAUGCACACGCGUCCUCCUGUGGGAGUCACUGGCCACAUCCACAACGACUGGGUCAGAAUGCAUCCGAUCGGGUACCAUGCAACGUAUUGGAGCAAUUUUUCCAAUAUUGUUAGCACCGGUCUCAUCCCAGGCGGUGUCACCCUCGGCGGAAGCACGGGGAGAGCCUUCACCAUGAUGGCUUGCCUCCCUCAGUGGGAAAGGCCAAACAACGCCGGCCUGCGACCUGGCGCUGAGGUUGAAUUCGCUAUCGACCUCCAGCUCGCGUGCAUGGAAGGGUGUCGCAUUCUCCUGACAAAGAACAAUGUUCUGCAGACCCCAGAUUGGUUGUCCAAUCGCUACCUUAUGUUUGCUUACGAUCGCAGAACCGGGAAACCUGUAUGGUUUAAUCGCUCGUACGAGCUCACGCGAGCUCGGGUGUCCAAAGCCCGCGAUGCAUAUGUCAAGCGUCAGGAAAUCCUGCCGGUCUUCAACCAAGACCUCAUCGAACGCGCAGCGGAAGCUGACGCUAAUUGCAUCAUGGAUUACGUUGAUCUCUGUUACCCGAUCCACAAUGAAAAUUUGGACUGGGUUGAGUUCUUGGGUAUGUUCAUGGACAUGGAGAAGCCCUCGCACUUGCGUGAGGUUGAGCAGUUUCAUGUUGAUGGUCGUACCAUCUGCUUUGAGCAGGGUAGUCCGCUGGAGGGAACUCCGUGCGAAUGGACCUUGGAUGCCCAGGUCUACUUUUCGCCAAUCGGGCUGACCACCGAGCGCCCGUCGCGUGUGGAGCGCAAGCACUACUCAGUGUGCCUCAACGUCAGCUUCCCAAAGCUGCGUUGCCCUGAUGAUAGGUGCAGGUCUCAGAUGCUUGACGGCUAUCUUCAUUGCCCCCGCUGCCAGCGGAAGUUGUUCAACCCGAGCGACAUCUCCCACAUUGCGGAGCUGGCUGAUCUGCGGGCGGAAGCCGUGCAAGGUGGAGCUAACCACAGCCUCCACUAUUUGGCACCGAAGGCCGCCAUCAACACGCGCCCACACGAGCACACACGUCAGGGUGCCGAUGUGAAGAAGAGCAUCGCCGCGACACUUAAAGAAAAGUGCAAGAAAAUGGUGGCGAAAGCGGCAGAGGGAACGCAUGGCUCCUUGCGCCAGAACUUGAAGUACGAACCCUUCAGCGCAUUCAAUGUGUUUUCCAAGGGGAUGACGGUUACUUCACUCGACGAGAUCGAGAUGUUCGCGCGCUUGCGACUUCCCGCCCCAGGAAUGGGGACGGAGGCUAAGAGAGGCUUUGCAGGAUCUCACACAUCCGAUGCACGCACUGCCCUCAUUUUUCCUCCUGUCGAUGAUGUGAUUCGCGGGGAGUACAACUAUCAGAGGAACAUUUUUCUUGAGCUGGCCAGCCACUGCUACUUUUGUUUCCAGGAUCGUUUUUACCUGGUCCCCGAGAUCGCAGUGUUGAUCCGAGCCACUCAGAUUGCCUCUGAGGUACGCCGUGUGCGUCCUUUCAGCAUCCUCCGCCAUGACGGCGUCGAGUACCAGACCGUGACCGGUACUGUUCCUGAGAUCAUGGCCGACCUAGUCGGCAUGCUCCGCAACAACGCACAGUAUGCUCUCACCCAGAAAGAGCGCAAUCAGCAAAGGGUGACUGUGCAGGUCGGAAUCGGACAGACUCCGUUGCAAAUCCCAGCAUCCCUGGGGACAAUGGGCAGGUCACAGAUGCUCGAGCUACUUGGCGGUACGCGGUUCAGUGUUGAGCGUACCCCGCGGCUGGAUCAAUCGCGAGGUGGAAGACCGAAUGGUCCGACAUGGUGCCACACCCAUUGGCGCCAUGCGUGUGCCACCUCCACCGCCGUCACCAUCCGGAAGGACUGGUCGCUCACCUGGCGGUGCAGCUUCAUCAUCUACGGAUCGUCCAGCGAGCACUUCUGUUCCAAAAGCUGCAAAGACGAAGGCAAGGCCGGCAUCUGCCAGAAGCAUCACGAAUACAUCACUGCUGAUGAGUGGGACAGCUAUUUUGCCGGUCGUGGCGAGGUUAGAGGUUUUGCUGUAGGUGAUGCACCUGCACCAAUUGCCGCCCCUGCGGGGUCAUCCACUGAUGAACCAUCUGCCUCAGCCGCCGGAGGGCGUGCUCGCACUCGCUCACCGCGCCGCCAUGACUAUGGUGGUGGUCGAGACUUUCAAGAGGCCGCGAACGACAGGUUGCGUCACCUGCGCCUGUGUGAUGAGGCGAUUGAGCAGCAACUCGAGAACCUGACGGUCACUCUCCCAGGCUUCCCAGCUGAUCGCCUAAGGGAAUGGAUUGAUCAAGACGGGAACGGAUUCGAUCCAUCCCGACCAAUGCCUCGCAAUUGCACUCGCACAGAUGCUUGGUAUUGGGGAGUCCUCCGUGCCCGUUACCUUGAGGAGCUAUCGCCCACUGAUGUGCCUUUUGUCAUUCCCGCUUACACCGACCGGGAGGUUCUGGUUCAACAUCCUGUUGAGCUAAUCGCCUGGUUCCUGCGCGGAUGGGAGGAGUAUCGCCAGGACUCCAAUGGAGCAUGGUACAGGGCAUACUAG